CCGCCUGUCACGAAAAUCCGACGGAGGCUGUGUCCUGCGCCUCCACAAUCCCCACCGCUACGUCAUCAGGGCUACGAGUCUCCAUGCAACCAGCUAUAUAAACCAUGGCCCAUCGCCAAGGUGGUACAUAGUCCUCCCCUCCAGUUUAUGAAUUGACGACCGCUGCCACGACCACACCAAAAUCAGAUUCCAAUCUUCCACCUUUCAUCAUAAGCAAUCAUGCCCUUGUUCAAGAGCAAGGAAAAGAAUACGCGGGCUCAAGCGGCUGAACAGAAAGGUCGUCACGACCCCAACCAAUACGAGAGCCGCGGUAUCGAUACCAAUACCGUUGGAGGCACUACCGCGCUCGCCGGUACAGGCGGCGUUCCCUACGAGAAUGACGGUACUACGCACGCAGUUGGUAGUGGUGGCCACCAUACACUCGGUAGCGCAUCGGGCCGUACGGGAUAUAACGACACUACCGGAUACGGCAAUACCGAGCAGCGUAUUUCCCCGACGGACAACGUUAAUACCAGUAACUUGCACGGCGGUGGCGGCGUGCGCGGAGCGGAGGGCCGCGUGGAGCAGAAAGUCGGCGAGCUUAUCGGAAGCCAGGCGUUGCAGGCGAAGGGCGCAGAGAAAGAACAGGAAGCGCAGGCGUUCAAGGCGCAGAGUUCCGAGCUUGCUGAGGCUGAGCGACUUGAGCGUGAGGCAGUCAUGCGCAGGGAGCGUGCCGUUGCACAGGGUGCACACCCAGCGAACAAGCAACUCGGUGGACCGGAUGGUGUUCGGGGUAAUGACCAGACCUACUGAGGGAGAUAUACCUCUAUCUAAACAUGGCUAUAUAUCCUGUAGGAUAAUGUCGCUUUUUGAUCAAUAAGUGCAAUUUUGUGGAGAGGAAAGUGAUGUUGAGGGGAAGGUUGGAUUAUUGUGGAACGAGAAUUGAUGAUGGUUAC
Laetiporus sulphureus 93-53 is the source of this 935-nucleotide messenger RNA. RefSeq lists its product as uncharacterized. The coding region runs from base 220 to 792 and encodes 190 amino acids. Lineage: Eukaryota; Fungi; Basidiomycota; Agaricomycetes; Polyporales; Laetiporaceae. The record is from RefSeq and is a predicted model, not a curated record. The transcript is spliced from 4 exons.